CGCUGACGUCAGCCCCUCUGACCUUGGUGUCGGGUGUUUUCUUCACAGACGGACUCCGCGGCUGACGGCGCCAUAUUGAAUCUGAACCAUUAUUCCAGAAAACUCGUGAAACGUCGUUCGCGCCGCCAUGUUGUACCUGGAGGAUUACCUGGAGAUGAUCGAGCAGCUUCCCAUGGACCUCCGCGACAGGUUUACGGAAAUGAGGGAGAUGGACCUGCAGGUUCAGAACGCCACCGAUCAGCUGGAGCAGAAAGUGAUCGAGUUCUUUGUCAACGCAAAGAAGAACAAACCCGAGUGGAGAGAGGAGCAGAUGGAGGUCAUCAAGAAGGAUUAUUACAAAGCUCUGGAAGACGCAGAUGAGAAAGUCCAGCUGGCCAAUCAGAUAUACGACCUGGUCGACCGUCACCUGCGCAAACUGGACCAGGAACUGGCCAAGUUCAAGAUGGAGCUGGAGGCCGACAAUGCCGGCAUCACGGAGAUCCUGGAGAGACGGUCUUUAGAGAUGGACUCUCCCUCUCAGCCCGUCAACAACCACCACGUCCACUCGCACACCACCGCGGAGAAGAGGAAGUACAGCGCUGCGACUCAUCACACCACAGAACACGUUCCAGAGAAGAAAUUCAAAUCUGAAGCUCUGCUGUCGACACUCACGUCAGAUGCCUCCAAGGAAAACACACCAGGUUGCCGUACCAACAGCACAACGUCGUCCACCAACAACAGUGUGUACAGUGUGAACUCGUCUCAGCCUCUGGCCUCCUACAACCUGAGCUCUCUGCCCGCGGGGCCCGGGGCCGGAGCCGGGGCCAUCACCAUGGCUGCUGCCCAGGCCGUCCAGGCCACGGCGCAGAUGAAAGAGGGCCGGAGGACAUCCAGUCUGAAGGCGAGUUACGAGGCGAUCAAGAACAACGACUUCCAGCUGGGGCGAGAGUUCUCUCUGACCCGGGACACGACGGGUUACACCUCCUCUGCACUGGCCUCCACCCUCACACAGACCCUCGCCCCCGCCGCCGCCUCCGACUCCCGGGGCCGCAAGUCCAAAAGCAGCAUCAAGUCUUCCAACCACCAGUCAUCUUCAUCGUCCUCCUCUUCCUCGCUGUCGUCCUGCUCCUCAUCGUCGGCGCUAGCUCAGGAGCUUUCACAGCAGGCGUCGGCAUUACCUGAGGCCGAGGCCAACAGCCAGGUGGACUGGACCUACGACCCCAACGAGCCCCGCUACUGCAUCUGUAACCAGGUUUCUUAUGGAGAAAUGGUCGGAUGUGACAACACAGACUGUCCAAUCGAGUGGUUCCACUACGGCUGCGUGGGUCUGACCGAGGCUCCGAAGGGGAAGUGGUACUGUCCUCAGUGUACGGCCGCCAUGAAGAGGAGGGGCAGCCGCCACAAAUAGACUGACCUCUGAGGUCAGAGGUCAACGGGCCAGAGGUCAUCGACCGUUCUCAGCAGCUGACGGAGAAAAACACGAAUGGAUCAAAACUGAGAUUUGAGUCUGAGAUUAAAAGAAAUCAAGAAAAUAAUAAAAUCAUCUCAACUCAAAUAUUUUAGUUUCACUCUGCACAAAUUUUUUAUUUAUGUUCACUGAGUUAUGACUGAAACUGGUCACGUCUGACGCUAUUGAUCCAGACUUUAUUGAUCAGUUUAAAGUCAGAAUUCUAGACAUGAAUCAGAUUAAUAACUCAUAACUAAUAAUUUUACUGUUUGAUCCACUUCCUGUUGAUUGUGAUGGAAACAGUCGAUUGAAUCUGAUCUUCUGUCCACGAUCAAUCAUCUUAUUAUUUCUUCAUGGGACAAUUUUAGUUUUGGCUGUUGUCAGCGGUGAGGUCAGAGGUCAACCUGCCGUGUUACGGAGGAGGAGGAGGAUGAUGAAGAUGAAGAGGGAAACUCCUGAGCUCAGGUCUGAGAUUCCUCUGAUCGACGAUCGAUCAGUUAAUCUUUUGAUCAGAUUCAUGAUUCUGAACUAAAUUAAACUUUAAUAAUCUGAUUUAACCUUCAGUGUUUUUCUUUUGAUUCGUUGAUUCACAGAUGAAACGUUGUCAGAUUUUAUUAAACUUCAGAUGAAUCUCGGAUCUGAAAUACAGGAAGUGUCUGUGGACUACAACUACAGGAGUGACUCGUCAUGUGACCCUCUGACCUUUGCUAACGUUUCAGCAUGUACAGUCAGUGUGUGUGUGUGUGUGUUCAGUCGUUCUGCACUGAGGUGUGUUUGUUUCCACGGAUGUUUAAAAAAAUAAAAAAUGGUCGAUUUCUUUUUAA
Messenger RNA from Scophthalmus maximus (turbot), 2250 nucleotides. It is a transcript of the gene ing3, whose product is annotated as inhibitor of growth family, member 3. Gene Ontology annotation, cellular component: NuA4 histone acetyltransferase complex. NCBI's taxonomy places the organism in Eukaryota, Metazoa, Chordata, Actinopteri, Pleuronectiformes, Scophthalmidae. The coding region runs from base 128 to 1387 and encodes 419 amino acids. The record is from RefSeq and is a predicted model, not a curated record. The transcript is spliced from 12 exons. Gene Ontology annotation, biological process: regulation of DNA-templated transcription.